Messenger RNA from Brienomyrus brachyistius, 5677 nucleotides. It is a transcript of the gene slc7a4, whose product is annotated as solute carrier family 7 member 4. Lineage: Eukaryota; Metazoa; Chordata; Actinopteri; Osteoglossiformes; Mormyridae. The record is from RefSeq and is a predicted model, not a curated record. Bases 535 to 2553 code for a protein of 672 amino acids. Gene Ontology annotation, molecular function: amino acid transmembrane transporter activity. Gene Ontology annotation, biological process: amino acid transport; transmembrane transport. Gene Ontology annotation, cellular component: plasma membrane. The transcript is spliced from 5 exons.
CACCAUUGUGUUGACCAAAACAGCUGUUUACCCUGGCCAGACAGAUCAAGAUCUUUGAAUAAUGACAUCUCUUCCUGUCAGCUACGUGACGUGUGAGUGGUGACCCACCUACAUCACACAGGUGGAGGCUACACUAGUAGAAUGGUGAAGUGAGUUCCUCCCAAUAAACCAAGCAGGAUCACAUCUUGUGAUCAUUAAACCUCUCCAACGAUCUUCUUCAGCACCGAAGCCAGUUGUUCCUCCUUCUCUUGCUCAGAACCACCUUAAAGAAGGAGCUGUUACCUGGCAGGCCACUGGCAGUAUGGGUACCAGAUAACUGCUGAAACAAUGUAUGGCUGUGGUUUCUAUUAGCAGCACCUGACCCCCGCUUUCUGAUUAGUUGUUUGCCUGACUACCCAGAUCUCUGGAAGCGACAUCUAGUUAGAGAAAUUGGAAGGUGAGGAAUGUGUGUGGCCUGACGCCCCGUCUGAAAGCUGCUCCUCAUCUCGCAUCUCUGUCCCGCUGAGGGCCCUGCCAGUCUGAAGCACCCUCAGCAUGGCUACACACACCCCAGGCUGUGCACCGGCCGUGCGACUCUGUCAGAAACUCAACCGGCGCAAGACACUGGAGGCGGACAUGAUGGCAACGUCGCUGAAGCGCUGCCUCUCCACGCUGGACCUGGCGCUGCUGGGGGUGGGCGGCAUGGUGGGCUCGGGGCUUUAUGUAUUGACCGGCACCGUCGCCAAAGAGACAGCCGGUCCGGCUGUGGUGCUGUCCUUCCUCAUUGCCGGGGUGGCCUCGCUCAUGGCCGCCCUGUGCUAUGCUGAGUUUGGUGCCCGCGUCCCCAAGACUGGCUCUGCUUACAUGUUCACCUAUGUGUCCGUGGGGGAGAUCUGGGCCUUUCUCAUUGGCUGGAACGUCAUCUUAGAGUACAUGAUAGGUGGAGCAGCUGUGGCCCGCGCCUGGAGCGGCUACCUGGACUCCAUCUUCAACCAUGCCAUCCAGAAUUUCACGGAGACCCACAUCAUGCAGUGGAACGUGCCCUUCAUUGCCCACUACCCCGAUCUCCUGGCUGCCGCCAUCCUGCUGCUGGCCACCAUCUUCAUCUCCUUUGGCGUGCGUGUGUCCUCCUGGCUGAACCACAUCUUCUCCACCAUCAGCAUAUGCGUCAUAGUCUUCAUUCUCAUCUUCGGCUUCAUGCUGGCUGAGCCUGCGAACUGGAGCCAGAAGGAGGGCGGCUUCGCCCCCUUCGGCCUGUCUGGUAUCAUGGCGGGCACGGCCACCUGCUUCUAUGCCUUCGUCGGGUUUGAUGUGAUCGCUGCCUCCAGCGAGGAAGCCAAGAACCCACAGCGAGCCGUGCCAGUGGCCAUCGCCAUCUCCCUGGCCCUGGCGGCCAGUGCCUACAUCCUGGUGUCCACCGUGCUCACGCUCAUGGUACCCUGGCAUACGCUGGACCCCAACUCUGCCCUGUCUGAUGCUUUCUUCCGGCGUGGAUACAGCUGGGCUGGUUUCAUUGUGGCCAUUGGCUCCAUCUGUGCGAUGAACACCGUCCUGCUCAGUAACCUUUUCUCGCUGCCCCGGAUAGUAUAUGCCAUGGCGGAGGAUGGCCUGUUCUUCUCCGUCUUCUCCAGAGUUAACCCUGUCACCAAGGUCCCCGUCAUCGCCAUCCAGGUCUUUGGCUGCCUCAUGGCCUUGCUGGCCCUCAUCUUUGACCUGGAGGCUCUGGUGCAGUUCCUGUCUAUUGGUACCCUGCUGGCCUACACCUUUGUGGCAGCUAGCAUCAUCGUGCUCCGCUUCCAGCCUGAGAAGGCAGCCUCUACGUCUGGCUCCUCCAAUACCCACCAGGAGGCAUCACCCACUGAUUUGGAGCCCCAGACCACGGCCCAGGAGAGUGGCGAGCUGAAGGAGUACGAGUCCUUCUCCGACAAGCUGCAGCUGGUAGAGCAGGAGAAGCAGAGCCGUGAGCGCCGGGCUGCGGGCCAGCUGAAGGCCCGCUGGGAGCCCUACCUGGGCCACAUGCUGGGUGACUGCGAGCCUGGAGAAGUGGUGGCCUUCUCUGUGCUGGCACUUAUGGUCAGUGGCCUCUCGCUAUGUGCCGUGCUGGUCUUCGGCAGCAACGCGCUGCAACUGCCCCUGUGGAGCAUCUCGCUGCUGGUGCUUGUGUUUGGCCUGGCCUUCCUGCUCAGCCUGGCCCUCAUCUGGGUCCAUGAACAGCAGGUCAACACCAAGACCUUCCAGGUGCCGCUGGUGCCCUUCAUCCCAGGCACCAGUAUCCUGCUCAACGUCUUCCUCAUGCUCAAGCUCAGCCCCCUCACAUGGGUGCGCUUCAUCAUCUGGCUUGUUGUAGGCCUGACUGUGUACUUCAGCUACGGGAUGUGGCACAGUAAAGAAGGCCAGCGAGAGCGCCCCCCACAGGACCUGGCAGCACGCUACGUCGUCCUGCCCAGCGGCAGCCUGGUGGAAACUGUGCAGACAGUACAGCCUGAUGCCCAGGGUGAGGCCCCGCCCCAGAACACACCUAUGGCCACACCUACUGCCACGCCCACCAGUGAGGACCAGACUGCCAAGAGAUGAUGUGUCAUGGAGGCCAGCUCCAGCCCCUGUCUGCCUUUCCUUGCUUUUAAGUCCCUCUCCACACACCCCCCACCCCCCUCAGAUGGACCGUGGGACGGGAGUGGAACCCUGGUUCUGUUUCGCUUGGUGUCCAGCCCAUGGGCUGUGUUGUUGCAGGUCUCUGCUCUCUGGGCACUCUGACUGCUCUGGGGGGGGGAGGGUCCCACCGCUGUUGCCACCUGACCUGAUUGGUUGCCUUUUUCCCUUUUUAUAUCUGUCUACUUGGCACACAAAUAAGCAGGUGGUGGUAAGUUAUUGGUGAAUGGUGUAACUGCCAUUAGCAUUGGCUAGUCAGCUGCUGAAAUGCACAGUCCGCUUUUUUAUGUCUCAUAUAGCAUUUUAUUCAUAGUCACAUUCACGUACCAUGAUGGGAGAACUGAAAAUGACCAACCACGUAUUCCAAAUGAGCUAUAAUGUAAUUAAGGGACCAGUCCUACAUACUACACCUUUGGCUGUGGCCAUGCAGAACAGCAACAGCACAGUGCAUUAUGGGAUACAGGCACACAUACCGUAAUCAUCUUUGGUGUUACUGCUAUAGGCUUUGUGGGUCACGACUGGGGUUCCUGUAAUCAUCUGCUUUUCCGUCUUUUCAAAUAGUUGGUUGAUUCUGUUCUGCCAAAGAAUUAAACAUUGUAUAUGUUUUGUGUACUAUGAAGUUCAGUGAAACACCUCCCACCACAGAACAGGGACAGCACAUUUUUAAAUGGUUUGUGAUCACUGAGCGUCUUGCAUCACUGUAGUAUAGUGUGUGGGGACCCAAUCCAGCGUGAGUGAAGCCUGGUUCAUGCUUUUGUUUCCCACCUGCAUGUCUGGGCUGGGGGCCGUCAGCCCCGCAGCAGCUUGUGUUCAUACUGUGGAUAUGAAAGGUUACAGUCAGCUCAUGCUUAAUGAAAUAAUUCCUCCAGACCAGCAAAGGCUAAAUGUCAUUGUCUUGAUCUGAAUGAAGCUUAUACAAAAGCAGGAAGAGAAAAGGUUUAUAACAGCAAGUUUCAAGUCUUGUCGGGUUUUUAGAACAAUAAAAACAUCACAUUUUUUGUAAAAAUUCACUUUUACAAAAUGGCUUUGUGCGGCAUGGUGGUGCAGUGGUUAGCACUGUUGCCUCACACCUCUGGGACCCAGGUUCGAAUCUCCGCCUGGGUCACAUGUGUGUGGAGUUUGCAUGUUCUCCCCAUGUCGUCGUGGGGUUUCCUCCGGGUACUCCGGUUUCCCCCCACAGUCCAAAAACAUGCUGAGGCUAAUUGGACUUGCUAAAUUGCCCAUAGGAAUGCAUGUGAGAGUGACUGGUGUGUGAGUGUGCCCUGCGAUGGGCUGGCCCCCCAUCCUGGGUUGUUCCCUGCCUCGUGCCCAUUGCUUCCGGGAUAGGCUCCGGACCCCCCGCGACCCAGUAGGAUAAGCGGUUUGGAAAAUGGAUGGAUGGAAAAUGGCUUUGUCUCACAAACAAUAUAGAUAGUAAAUAUGUUUAGUAUUUGCUAUUUACCUCUGCCAAAUCACAUUUCUCAUUGAAAGUACUAUUCGAUCCUUGUGAUAAAAUAUGAUUUGCGGGUAAAAAUCAAUAGUAAUCAAGACACAGGUGGAAUAUGUCAUUAAUCUCAAACAAAUACAAAUCAGACAAUGUUUCCAGAGCUCUUCAUGUUUAUUGUUUUGAACAGAACAAAUUGAGAGGACAAAGCUUACAUGAAUGCCACCUACUGGAUAUACCGAGUCAGUUAUCUCUAUAAACACGGAUUCCGCUUGACGUAAACAUGUGUGUUACCUGUGCAGCCAACCACUCAUGACGAAACUUACGUCACAUCCCCCCCUUCCAUGGCAAAAGUGCACAUGGAAAAAAGAAGUAUGAGCAGGCCUUCAGGCAGGCCCAAAUGUUUGAGUAUUAUGUGCACCGUGGUUUCCUGCCUGUCCCAAAAUGCCCCGUCGCUCUGGGAUACCAUAGCAUGUGCUACAGCCUUCACCAAUGCCCCUCACAUGCUUUUGAAAAUACAUACAUACAUAAGAAAAUUGUCUCUCUCCUAUUUAUUUUGUUCUACUUUUAAUGUGUUUAUUUCCAGCCACUUAUCCUGGACAGUUGGGCUGUGCGAUAUGAAGCAUCAGGGCUGCAUGGUAACUCAAGCAGUUUAUAUGCACUGAACAUUCAUGUGGACACGCAUGGAUAGGGAAGCCCACACAGGACACGCAUGCAGACACGCACAGAUAUGGGAGCCCACACAGGACACGCAUGCAGACACGCACAGAUAUGGGAGCCCACACAGGACACGCAUGCAGACGCGCACAGAUAUGGGAGCCCACACAGGACACGCAUGCAGACACGCACAGAUAUGGGAGCCCACACAGGACACGCAUGCAGACACGCACAGAUAUGGGAGCCCACACAGGACACGCAUGCAGACACGCACAGAUAUGGGAGCCCACACAGGACACGCAUGCAGACACGCACAGAUAUGGGAGCCCACACAGGACACGCAUGCAGACACGCACAGAUAUGGGAGCCCACACAGGACACGCAUGCAGACACACACUCACAGAUAUGGGAGCCCACACAGGACAUGCAUGCAGACACACACAGAUAGGGGAGCCCACACAGGACACGCAUGCAGAUACGCACAGAUAUGGGAGCCCACACAGGACACGCAUGCAGACACACACAGACAGGGGAGCCCACACAGGACACGCAUGCAGAUACGCACAGAUAGGGGAGCCCACACAGGACACGCAUGCAGACACGCACAGAUAUGGGAGCCCACACAGGACACGCAUGCAGACACGCACAGAUAUGGGAGCCCACACAGGACACGCAUGCAGACGCGCACAGAUAUGGGAGCCCACACAGGACAUGCAUGCAGACACGCACAGAUAUGGGAGCCCACACAGGACACGCAUGCAGACACGCACAGAUAUGGGAGCCCACACAGGACACGCAUGCAGACACGCACAGAUAUGGGAGCCCACACAGGACACCCAUGCAGACACACACUCACAGAUAUGGGAGCCCACACAGGACACGCAUGCAGACACGCACAGACAGGGGAGCCCACACAGGACACGCAUGCAGAUACGCACAGAUAGGGGAGCCCACACAGGACACGCAUGC